CACGAGAAGCUUGUGCCUUCUAGCGUGCACACGACUACCCACGUAUUUUGCUCGCUUGCAUAUCGCUCUUGCUUCCACAAACCCGCUGGCAAAUUAGGGCUAUCAAUAUAUCGGAAUAGCUAUAUAGCUUGCUUACCACACCCUCCGCGCGGCUUGGCGGCUUGCCGCGCAGGCAUUGAACGCGUUUUCUAAUGUCAUUCAUCGCGGCUCGCGAGCAUGGCGCCAAGCCAGGCUCAGGAGGCCCGGCCUCUGCGCAGAAUGAGGCGAUUGACCGCCGUGAGCGCCUUCGGCGCCUCGCGCUGGAGACGAUCGACCUCACGAAGGACCCCUACUUUAUGCGCAACCACUUGGGGCAGUACGAGUGCCGGCUUUGCUUAACACUGCACACGAAUGAGGGCAACUAUCUGGCGCACACGCAGGGCAAGCGCCACCAGCAGAACCUGGCGAAGCGUGCGGCGCGCGAAGCCGCCGAAAAGGCUGCAGCGCCUGCACCACAGAAGCGGGCGCCCAUCCGCAAAACAGUCAAGAUCGGGCGGCCCGGAUACCGGGUGACAAAGCAGUUCGACCAGGGCUCACAGCAGCGAUCGCUACUGUUCCAGAUCGAGUACCCGGAGAUCGAAGAGGGCUCCAAGCCGCGGCACCGCUUCAUGUCGGCGUACGAGCAGCGCGUAGAGACGGCGGACAAGUCCUUCCAGUACCUCAUAUUCGCGGCGGAGCCGUACGAGAACAUCUCGUUCAAGAUCCCCAACGCGGAGGUGGACCGCGGGGAGGGCAAGAUGUUCACGCACUGGGACCCUGACAACAAGGUGUUCAGCCUGCAGUUCUACUUCGCGCGGCCCAGGGACCAACAGCACAUGGGUGGGCCCCCCGGCAUGAUGCCGCCGCCGGGCGCCAUCCCUCCGCCACCCAUGCCACCGCCGGGGAUACUGCCGCCGCCCCCAAUGGUGAUGGGAGGCAUGCCGCCCAUGGGCAUGCGGCCGCCGCCGGGUGGACCUCCGCCCCCGCCCCCGCUGCCCGGCUUCAUGCCACCCCCGCCGCCACCACCCGGGUUUUAGUGGGUUCUGCGUGGGACGCCCGGUAAUGUGGUUUCACUGGUGCGUGCAGCGGGCGUACAUGUGUCCAAGCGCCCCUGGCUGCGCGUCGCAUGUGUUAACAACGGCAAGGGGCGGCUGUGUGAUGGCGGUUUAAUUGUGUUUGGGGGUGUGCUGUAGUGUAUACUGGCGGCUGAAUUGAGCGGAGGUCUGGCCUUGCGCCGGGUGCAUUUGCGGCGGCGAUGUGCGCAAAAUACGGUAAUACUCAUCGCCUUCGGCCUCAGGUGGUUAAUUGUGAUGUGGGCUCAGUUCAAUUUUCCCUGCACGCAAGACCGCCUCCCUCGUUUGCAGCUACUGUGGCUGUGGCAGUGGGCCCAGGAGCUGGGCGCCUGGGCCCAGCGACGGCAUGCAUACAUGGAGCAAUGGGAGCAGGCGUGGCCACGAGUAGGAGCGCGCCCGCGUCGCUCUUUAGGCAGCAGUGGCGCGCAGGUUAAUGAUUAAGGGUUAGCGGACAAGGACAUCAAUUGUGUGACGGCUGCAUGGCGGCUGUUCGCAUGUGCGGCCGGAGCGGACACGUGGCCUGACAGUGCCUUGUUAGCUGCGGGUUAGCACGGACUGUGCACCCCACCCAACCGGCCACGUCCGGAUUUGCGGGGAUGCCAAAGGCCCCCAACAUAGAGGCGUGUGCUUAGUAGGCGCCCGCGUCAAGGUGGCUGGGUUGAUAACGACCCGGGAGGGGAGGGCUCAGCCCUUUUCCUGCCUCCCUAAGGCAGCCACCUCCUUGUUAGCCUGCACAUCGACUCGGCUACCGUAUGUCGGAGGGAUGAAGCCAGUCCGGUAGGCCUUGGGUCUCAGACGGUGGAUGUGGUGCGAUAGGGGCUCGGCCCACAUCCCUUGUAAAGAUAGCCAGCUGUUGCUGUUAGUGUAUGAUGAAGGCAGCGGCAAUACUGCACACCCGCCCUGGCAGUCCCGGGGUCGCCACGUUGGUCCCCCCUGUCGCUUUCGCCUUGCAUAUCUAUGGCUGGGCAGGCUUCCCUUUGGCAAUCAGACUUACAUGUCUGGCUCGGGCAUAUCACCCUCGGGGCUCACUUCGCUCCAGAGGCUCAGCCCAAGAGAACGUGCAGGGCCGGCCUACGGGCGGGCGGGUUCAGUCCCGGGCUGGACUACGACGAAAGUUCGCUUCAAGCUUCAGCGGGCCCGCUUGUAACCUGUGUCAUUU
This is a messenger RNA of Chlamydomonas reinhardtii, 2250 nucleotides long. RefSeq lists its product as uncharacterized. Gene Ontology annotation, cellular component: U2 snRNP; nucleus; catalytic step 2 spliceosome. Lineage: Eukaryota; Viridiplantae; Chlorophyta; Chlorophyceae; Chlamydomonadales; Chlamydomonadaceae. Gene Ontology annotation, molecular function: zinc ion binding; nucleic acid binding. Gene Ontology annotation, biological process: spliceosomal complex assembly. The transcript has 7 exons. The coding region runs from base 192 to 1055 and encodes 287 amino acids. The record is from RefSeq and is a predicted model, not a curated record.